Molecule: messenger RNA, 3927 nt
Organism: [Torrubiella] hemipterigena
Lineage: Eukaryota; Fungi; Ascomycota; Sordariomycetes; Hypocreales; Clavicipitaceae
Source: the annotation of a GenBank genome assembly
UUUCGACAUCAUCGCCAUCACGCACGCACGCACACACGCUGCUGUCGCUCCCUCGCCCGCUUGCUUGCUUGCAUUGGCACUACCCCUAUCCGCCUCAGACCACAGAGACAUGAGCAUUGGCCAAUAGCGCCGCUGUGCUGUGCUCUGCUAGUCAAAUAGCAGGUCGACACCAUGUCGGCCAACUACUGGGAGUCGACCCAGCGCAAGCACUGGCUCUUCACCAAGGAGCAGCUGGGCUCGAUGCGCCAGAAGCUCGAAGACGACAAUGCUGAGCUCGUCCGCAUGUUUCCUCUGCCCCAGCCACGGCACCUGGCCAUCUACUUUAACCAACAACUCCUCCGGCUAGGAAAACGAUUAACGAUUCGGCAGCAGGCCAUGGCCACAGCCCAGGUCUACCUUAAACGAUUCUUCUCGCGCAUCGAGAUCCGCCGGACGAACCCAUACCUGGUCAUCACGACCGCCAUAUACCUCGCGUGCAAGAUGGAAGAGUCGCCGCAGCACAUCCGCCUCAUCGUCACGGAAGCCCGGCAGCUGUGGCAAGAUUUCAUCGGGCUCGACACGUCCAAGAUUGGCGAAUGCGAGUUCUUCUUGAUCAGCGAGAUGAGCUCGCAGCUGAUUGUGCACCAGCCGUACCGCAGUCUACUGGCCUUGCGCAGCGAACUCGCACUUGUCGACGAAGACGUCCAACUAGCCAAGUCGGUCAUCAACGACCACUACAUGACUGACCUUCCUCUCCUUUGCCCGCCGCAUACCAUUGCCCUCAUGGCUAUCCUGCUAGCUCUGGUGCUGCGUCCAAACUCAGCGGUACCAGGACAGCCCGCGACAGCUGCUACAGCGGCCGCCGGUCUCGCAGCGGCACAAGCAGCCCUCAACCAAGCCCACGUUCGAGGGGCGGUUGGGCCCAUUGCUAAUCUUCCAGACAACCCUCCGAAUCUGCAAGGGGCGAAGGAGAAGCAGCAGGAGGCACGCAUCACAAGGGUGCAACAUUUUGCGGCGUGGCUCGCCGAGAGCGAAGUCGACAUCCCCGCCAUGGUUGACGCGACACAAGAAAUCAUCUCAUUUUACGAAUGCUACGAGCAGUACAACGAGAAGCUUACUAGGGAACAAAUCAAUCGCUUUGUCAAGGCUCGAAGUUUGGAUAGAUGAUACAAAAAACGGCACGACUGGGCACAUCUUGAUGUCCAUAUACAUGUACAUUGGCAUUGGCAUUGGAGUUGGUUGGUUGGUUGACAGAGGCAGUUCAGCGCAUGUUUGGUGCUUUUUAGCGAGUUGUAUAACGCGGGCGUUCUUUUGGAGAGGGUUGAGACCGCGCUUAUCAAGGCAGCCUCCCAUCGUAUAUUAUUCUAGGUUAACACGGUUUUUCUUCCAUGAAUCUAUCGCAAUCCUUGCGACUUCUUUUCCUUUUGAUAUGGCGAUUUCAUGCCCGCCCUUGACAAUGCGUAUUUCGACAGCCUCUUCUCCCAGCACAGCUUUUGCGUCUUCAACCCAUUCGCUAGCAACGACAAUUGGAUCCUUGUCGGCGAGAAUCAAGCAAAUUCUACCACUCUCCAGCCCACCGUCUGACGAGUCAUCGCGUUUUUCUCUGCGCUUUGCCAAUUCCUCGCUGAAUUUCUUCCACAGUAACUUAUGUUGUCCAUAUAUCGGCGCACUGCGAAUCGUGCUCAUAUACGCCGGUGUAAACCCGUCGUUCCCGUCAAGCUGCCACUUUACCACGUCUCCGACAGUCACGCCAGGGGAGACAAGCACCUCGUCAAAAUCCACUACUUCAUCAUCUUCGAUGUUAUCAUCAGUCGGCACAUCAGCACUAGGCACCCCCUCUUGCGGCCGCAAUCUCCUCUUUGCCAGGGCCAGGAGGACCGCUUCCGGGAUCAAUCCCGGCGAGUAAAGCAAUCUGCUCUUCCAGCCAAUAUGCGACAUGCGUACAAUCCCACCAGGACACACCAUCGUUACCGACCGCAGCAGGUUGGCAUGAUAUGUAGCAAAAGCUGCCGUCAACGCACCACCAAGCGAAUAACCCAGUAUAUGAAACGCAGACGGCCCAGUCCACGCCAGCGGCGACGACGCUAUAGCCAACAGAAUCUGCGACGUGUACAGCCUCUCAUCAAAAGGAAUAUCCUUUGGUGCAUCAGAGUAUCCUCUGCCAAACAAAUCUAUCCAAUAUCAUUAGCAGCGCACUAUCACAUUAUCCAAACCAACACAACUCACCAAACAACAUGACUCUACACCCACUCCGGACAAACUCCUUUGCCAUACCCCCAAGCGCCACGCACGGUGUACCAAUACCAUGAAUCAGCAACACCUUCUCACCGUCCUCUGGCCCCCAUUCAAAGACCUGGAUAUCACCAUACGCCGAGCGGACCAGACGCCCGCCCGGAAAUGCAUCCGGCGGAUACGGCAGGCUUGUCUUGCCCGCAGCCUCGGCGCGCGUUCUAGCCCGUAUGAUUCUAUUUUUCUCCCCGGGCAGCUGCAAGUCGCCCAGCGCCGGGCGGAUGAGGCAGUAGACAGCGAUACCCGCGGUGACGGCGGCGCCGGCGGCCACCAAGACACGCUGCGUAACCAGCCGCUCCAUGGUUACGUAGUGUCAACGGUAUAAUUAGAAGCAACGUUAGACAGACAACAGAAGAAGCAAUGUGUUCGAAUUGGUCGCGUGGGAAGUGCCGCGCCUUGCGGUUCUAUUUAUUCGUAGUGUCUUUUUUUUUGGUGAGAGGUGAAUAUGCGAUUGAUUGAUUGAUAACCCGAAGCGGCAUGCCGGGACAAGCUUUCCCAGCGGCGGUGGCUGUCGCGAGUCGUGAUUGGUCCGUCGGCCGGGACUGGGCGGUCCAGAAUGCCGCCAGCUGGUGCUACCCGGAAGCGAAUGACGGCAUCCAUUGAUAAAUGCAGUAAAUUUUGUGGUAAAUAUUUGAGGCCUCUGCAUGAGUUAGAAGUAUAUCUUUCAUAUAAUUCCGCUGAUUAAUUAUAGUAUAUUCAAUAUUGGUAGCCGUAAACUACGGGCCUACUUGUAACCUCAUCCACGAAUGUACUGACCGUGGUUCAAUAACAGAUGCCUCAUCUAACAUAUCAAAACUCAACAGAUAUACGCUUAAUAAAAUACAAUACUUUAUAAUCAAUAGUUACGAUAAUUUAUAAUAUGUAAUUUUCACAUUUUUGGUAAAUUAUCUUCACCUGUUCUACCAACUGUGGCAAAGUGAGGCUGCAACACAUCGCACCAGCCACGCCAAACAUCACCAGCCAAUAGCACCACCCUCCCAGCCCAUGCCGAAAGCUUACCUCUUCUACACCAAAAUUCUCCGAGCCCGGAUACAACAGCUUCCUUCACUUACUUUGUAGUUUCCCGCAGAAUGUCUUGUCCGCUUUUCCUCUCACGAUCAUCGGCUCCGCUCCCCAACCACUUUUCACGUCAUACCCCGUAAGCACAAUCCUUCCUAACCCGGGGAAACAAGCACCUUACUCGCCCCAGUACUGUACUUUACUUUCCACCAGCAGUAGAAAGCAGCACUGGCCACCAGCGGCACGAAUGAUCGCGCAGGCUCUCUUCUCAGCCGAACGGAGCCGGGACCAGGUGAAACAAACUUCGUCUAGCGUACCUCCGGGCCAAAGUCCGCCACGUGUGACAUGGAUGAACAUUUGCGGUAGCGGGAACUACCGUUGGGCUUGAACUGAACUGCGCAAGAAACUUGGCUGCAUCCUUGAAGAAAAGAAAAGAAAAAAGUUUUUCUACCUGCCUUAUGCCCAAAAGUCGACAGCAAAACCCCAUGUCAAAAAGCGGUGACGGGGAGUAUCUGCAAGCCCCCUUGCUGAAAAGUGCUAGUGUGGCUGCGUGCCCACAGCUCGACCAACCGUAGCGCCCAGAUGGAGGGUCAGAUUUAAGCCUGGUGUCGGCACCACUAACAGCUGCAUAAUACUGCUGGUUUACGGGGGAUGUACCGU